Molecule: messenger RNA, 690 nt
Organism: Marasmius oreades (fairy-ring Marasmius)
Lineage: Eukaryota; Fungi; Basidiomycota; Agaricomycetes; Agaricales; Marasmiaceae
Exons: 2
Coding region: 6-482 (158 amino acids)
Source: RefSeq, a predicted model, not a curated record
CAAGUAUGUCUCAGUCUCCAACCCCCAUGUACAGACCAGUGGUACUUCGUUUCAUCAACAUUUGCAAGACCACCCGAUGGGAAAUAGCACUUCUUCUCUACGUAGCCAUCUACACCAUCCUGUUCUUUCGGUAUUGUCGACCACUCUACAUCACCAACUGGCCAGAAGGCCUAUUUGAUGUCUACCUGGAGUUCUUGCACCUCAUGUGCAGUCUAUACGGUGCAAUCUGUAGGGGCGAUGAGGAAGCAUUAGUUAUGCUCAUCAUGAAGACGCUCAACCUCUAUCUCAUCGUCCUUCGUUACUUCAGACUUUGCACUGAGCCACACUACGCCCAGUUUCCGGAAAUCCUUUUUGUCCCCCCAAUGGCCUCGUUUGCUACCGCGGUAUUGCCGUACAUCUUCCUACCGUUCAAUCGCUACAACAGGCAGCUGGAGGGCGCCACCAAUCGAGAUGAAGAGGAGCAUCUCGAUAAACUCUCAUGAUAGCUAUGGCAGUCCUUCCUUCAUGCUAGGACGGUGCGAGGGAAGAAGUUGGGUAGUGGACGAGUUGUUGUCGAAAGUUGACCAUGAUGAAUUCAAUGUGCCUUCUUGUUUCGUCCCUAGCACGGCCGCACAAUACGCUCGAUUAUCUUAGAUUCAUUUUCCGCCGUCGAUGAGGCCAAGAAUCAUUAACAUUGUAGCCCGAUUUGCU